GGAACCCCCAUCCGCGCGGCCUCUCCCUCCUAUUCCAUGGCAGACGACAGCGACGGCGAGGAGUUCUGCGCCGACCCGUUCGAGGACGACAGCGACGGCGGUGACUCAUGCCACUAUCGCUGUUGCUACGAUGACGAUGACGAGGGCGAGUGGUCAUGCGGUGCCCCCUGCGACGACGACGACGACGCCAGCAAUGGCGAGGAGAUCUGCAGGGACCCGUGCGACGAAGCCGUCCUCGUCGACGACGACGACGAAGGGGAGGUCGAGGACGCGUUAUGCCACGACGACGACGACGACGAGGUGGAGAGCGAUGGUUCGUUAUCCGACGAGGACGCCGAGGACGAGGAGUUAUCCGACGAGGACGCCGAGGGCGAGGAGUUAUCCGACAACGACGAAUGCGAGGGGAGGAGCGGGGAGUUCGUCGACGACCUGUGUGACGAUGAGGACAAGGGCGAGGCCGACGGGGAGAGCGAGGAUUUCUACGAGAACCCCUCCAACCAUGAUGAAGAUGUCGGUCCGGAGGUGUUAUGCUGCGGCGAUGGGUCAUGUGUCUCCGGCUUCUGUUUAUUCGAUGAUUCCGACAUCUCCGACUCCGAUCAUCCCGCCUCCGAGGUAGAUGAGGCCGGCGGCUUCAACCGCGGCAGGGAGGGGCUCACGCAGAGCGGGUUCGACGGCACGCCGUCGCCCGGGGCCUUCAGGAUGGUGGUGGGUGCAGAAGACAGCGACUCCGAUACCUACUCCACCGGUUCCGAGUAUGAAGACGACUACGAAUUCCGUAAUCGGCCCGCGUCGCGCCAGGCGGUGGAAGGCCUGCCGGAGAUGAUCCUCAGCGAAGAGGAGGCCACGUGCGGCUGCGCGGUGUGCAAGGAUGUCUUCGCGUUGGGGCAGUGCGUCGUCUUUCUCCCGUGCAAGCACUACUUCCAUGGUGACUGCAUCCGGCCAUGGCUCGCCAUGAGGAGCACUUGCCCUGUGUGCCGGUAUCAACUCCCCACCGAUGAUACUCAGUCUGGGCAGGGGCAGGCACAUCGACUGAGGGUUCUUUUACCAGUGGAUCGUCAGGGUGCAUCUCAGCAGAGCGGAGACGGAGCCACCACAGGACGCGACUGAAGGCUUGGCAGGAAAAUGGACACGAGCAAAGGCGCGUCAAGAUGCGGGCGGUGUUUUAGGUAGAUGAUUCGUAAUCCGAUGGCAACUUCAGUCACUGACCAGCGCGUAGAAUGUAGCACCAUCAUUCAAUCAUCUCUCUGAAAGUGUGUACGACGUGCUCUGGGAAGUUUGGCUUCAGCAUCCACCAGUGAGUUGAUGAUAUACUCAUUUGUAAUUUGCGUUGUAGUGAGGUGGGUGCUGCGAUUGACGUCGCCGACUGGGGCAGAAAGAACGGCACUGUGGCCGUGUCCAGAUUCAACUGGGUACAGGUUCAAUGGCUGAGAUCGCUCAUA
Hordeum vulgare subsp. vulgare (domesticated barley) is the source of this 1439-nucleotide messenger RNA. RefSeq names its product E3 ubiquitin-protein ligase CIP8-like. Gene Ontology annotation, cellular component: cytoplasm. The coding region runs from base 37 to 1107 and encodes 356 amino acids. The transcript is spliced from 2 exons. Lineage: Eukaryota; Viridiplantae; Streptophyta; Magnoliopsida; Poales; Poaceae. Gene Ontology annotation, molecular function: ubiquitin protein ligase activity. The record is from RefSeq and is a predicted model, not a curated record. Gene Ontology annotation, biological process: protein ubiquitination.